Molossus molossus (Pallas's mastiff bat) is the source of this 2400-nucleotide messenger RNA. RefSeq names its product protein phosphatase 2C like domain containing 1 (gene PP2D1). Gene Ontology annotation, biological process: protein dephosphorylation. Gene Ontology annotation, molecular function: protein serine/threonine phosphatase activity. Bases 403 to 2301 code for a protein of 632 amino acids. NCBI's taxonomy places the organism in Eukaryota, Metazoa, Chordata, Mammalia, Chiroptera, Molossidae. The transcript has 4 exons. The record is from RefSeq and is a predicted model, not a curated record.
GUUUCAUGUCUCUAUACAAGAUUGGCAUGGGGUGAGGGGGCAAUGAUGAGAGGUUAGCAGAAGGCAAGGAGGCAGAGAUCUGUCAAAGGCAUUCAGGAGCUUAUCUCCAGAACAAGGGCAGGCCAGUGAGAACGCCUCAGGCAGUUGGAUCCCGGCUGCUGCUCCGAGGGGAACAAAUGCAGAGAGAGGCCAGCAGACUGGAAAGUGAGUUCUGACGGAGGUUCCGGAUGAUGCAUCAACAUUCCACCCAGAGGGGUGUGUACCAUCAGAUCAGCGGAACCCCCACGAUGGCCAUCACCACCAUCACCACCACCUCUCCACUACCGCCACUGCCAGCACCACCCACGUUGGAGGGAUAGAGGCUGGGGAAAGGGGGCAAAGAGAGGGCAAAGGAAGGUAACAAUGUCAGAGGACCAUAAAAAUAGUGCCUGCAGAGUGUUUUGGAAAUCAAGGAAGUGGGUUGGAAGUAAAUCAACAGUUGAUUCGGAAGAGAACGUCUCAGUUCCACUGAAAAGCAAGCAUGUUAAAAGGAAGGGGGAGAGACAAUCAACAGACUCUGAAGACCAGCAAGAGGAGAUCUCCAGUGACAUGACCACAUUUCCCUGUUCCACAUGCGAUGCGGAAAUCGAACCACCUAAAAUUUUCUUCCACAAAAAGCAACACGCAGCUCUGGCCACACUGGGUCUGAAAUGGAGUGGUGGAAAUAAGCCAGCACACUCAGUGAUUGCUAUUCAGAGACAGUUUGUAAUUAGCAAACUAUUGUCAUCUUUUACAUUUACUGAAAAAGCCCUCCAGAACAUUGAUAAUGCUUUUGAACUGCUUUGGAAGAAAAAAAUACCAGCAUACUAUGCGAUUAUUGGUAACAUUCACAGCAGUUCCAUAUACUCACAAAAAGUCUGCCAUCAAUUAAUUAAAGGAUUAGCCAUCAGUGAUGACAGGAAUUCUACAUGGAAAGUCGACAUGAAUGAUAAAUUCACCGUGGUGAAUAACUUUGGCAACAAACCAAACGUGUGUUUUCUCGGUUUGUUCGAUGGGCAUCACGGUGCCUCGGCGGCAGGUUUCACAUCCACGGAACUCCCAGUUUUACUUCUCCAUCAGCUUUCCAGAUUUGAUCCUUCCUACCAGCUGACCCCCAAAGAGCAAAAGCUAAUCGAUUCCUUUCAUACUGUGUUUAGGGAAGAAUACCGAGCUACAGAAAACCUCUUUUCUGUAAAGAAACAAGCAAAAGAACCGUGUGAGCAUGAGAACAUACACAAAGCCUUUGCCACAGCAUUCUGGAGAAUGGACAGGCUUUUACGUCUUGGAAGGAAAGAAGUAUCCAGGUUUCAGUGGAGUGGCUGUUCUGCAGUGACCUGUAUAUUGGAAGGCAGAAGUAAGAGUCCCCAGGUCCAGAGGAAUCAAAGAAUCAUUGAUCGUGACAGUUCGGCAGAGAGGUUCCCUUUCCAGAAGAUGCCACAAAUAAUUUCUGGAGAACUACAUGUUGCAAACACUGGUAAUGUGCAAGCAGUCUUAUGCAGAAAUGGGAAAGGCUUUUGCUUAACCAAAGAACACACUGUGCAAAAUACAAACGAAAGAGAAAGAAUACUUCAGAAUGGAGCAAUAAUUACUUCAAAUGAACCCCACAGGCUCCUAGAAGGGCAAAUAAAAACCACAAGAGGACUUGGAUUUCAUGGAAAUCCCAAACUGAAAAAAUUCAUUAUUCCAGCACCUCAAACUAUUUCUGUCCCUAUAGAUAACUUAUGCCAAUUCCUUAUCUUAGCUACUAAUGGACUCUGGGAAGUUCUGGAUAAAAAGGAAGUCACUACACUGGCAAUAACAAUGUUUCAAAUGUAUAAAGAAACAUACUGUUCUAGCAUCCAAAAACAAUCUUCACCAUCCAAACAUCCUCUGUUUUUCUCAAUCAGUGAACCAAGCAUUAAUAAAUCAGAAAGUAAUAUCCACACAUGGUUUCAGCAUAAAUCUGAAGAAUGCGUGUCAAGUACAAAUUCAAAAGAAAAACUGUUAGACUCAAAAUAUUCUAAAUAUUUCACUGGUGGUCCUAAAAAUGUACAAAUAUCUCUACCAGAAAUGACUAGUUGUAACACUUGCAACAAGAAAGAAAAUGAUGGACCAAUCCAUGUAGAUGGUAUGCCAAAAGAUUCAAGUGAAAAAGAAAAAACACCCACCAAGAAUUUCUAUGAAAGUGCAGCUGAGUAUAUCAGCCAUGAACUUGUAAAUGCUGCUUUAGUGGCUGGCUCCAGAGACAACAUUACAGUUAUGGUAAUACUUCUCAAUGGAAGUGAGUAUCAGUUUCUGAAGUAAAAGAUAAAUUUCUGACUAUCCAGAAUACAAAAAUAUAAAGAGAAUUCUUCAAUGAACCAGAUAUUAGGAUACUACAUUAGUACCAACAAAUCAUUUUUA